Oncorhynchus masou masou (cherry salmon) is the source of this 721-nucleotide messenger RNA. RefSeq names its product protein jagged-1b-like. Gene Ontology annotation, biological process: Notch signaling pathway. The transcript is spliced from 6 exons. The record is from RefSeq and is a predicted model, not a curated record. NCBI's taxonomy places the organism in Eukaryota, Metazoa, Chordata, Actinopteri, Salmoniformes, Salmonidae. Bases 287 to 721 code for a protein of 144 amino acids. Gene Ontology annotation, molecular function: Notch binding.
UGGUGAUAACUGGUAUCGAUGUGAGUGCACUCCAGGGUUCGCUGGGCCAGACUGCAGGAUCAAUAUCAACGAAUGCCAGUCCUCCCCGUGUGUGUUUGGUGCUACCUGUGUUGAUGAAAUCAAUGGCUUCCACUGCCUGUGUCCCCAAGACCGAUCAGGACCACGUUGUCAGGACGUGACAGGGAGACCGUGCUCAGGGAACAGUCGUGUCACCCCUGAUUUAGCCAAGUGGGAUGAGGACUGCAACACCUGCCACUGCUUGAAUGGGAAGGUUGUCUGUACUCGAAUGUGGUGUGGUCUUAGGUCCUGCCGAGUUAGCGGUGGGGUUAAAGGCCACGGUAGCAGAGGAGGUGGGGUCGGGUGUCUAUCUGGUCAGAGCUGUGUACCAAUCAGGGAGGAGCAGUGUUUCAUCCAACCAUGUCUGGGUCAGGGGGAGUGCCACCCCUCCUCCCCACCGCCCAACAAAUGCCACCCCAGCUCCGGUUACCACGACAACAGCUGUGCUAACGUAACACUUACGUUCACCAAAGAGACCAUGCCCAGGGGUCUGAGUAUUGAGGCAGUGUGUAAGCAGCUGAGACAACUGUACGUGGUCAAGAAUGUGUCCUCUGAGUAUUCUGUUUCCAUAACCUGUGACCCUUCAACCUCCGCCAGCAACCAGAUCCAUCUCAGCAUCUACACAGUGGACCAGUUGAUGGACAGAUCCCCCAUAAAGAGAUAA